UUGAUUUCGUGUUAGGGUUUUGUUGAGGGGUUUGACAAAAAAAAUAUACUUUGAGAAAAUAUCACAAUGUCUUUAUUGCAAACUCUUUCCUAUCAAGAUUACAAGGCUAUAAGAAAUCUAAGCACAUAUCAAUGUGAGGUUAUUGCAAGACUAGCGGAUUUAAAAAUAAACUUUGAUGGAAAUAAAAAUGCUGGUGAAUUGCUGUUAAAGUAUUUAGAUCGUAAAGGGUAUUCAGUGCAAGAAUACAAAGAUCUUCUUAUAAAAGCUCAAAACACAAAAACUAUUACAACAUACUAUAAACCACAAUCGAAAGUUGCAAUUUUAAUAGCCAAUGAUAAAUACGAACAUUUAUCAAAAUUGGCAACGCCAUCAAUAGAUUGUGAAUCAUUGGCUUCAAAUCUGAGAAAUUUGGGAUUUAUCACAGCAAUUAUAAGGAAUUCUACUAGUAGCACACUAAAAAGUAUUAUCACAAAAGUUAUUGAUUUAAUUCCUGAAGACUCAUACUGUUUCAUCUUUUAUGCAGGUCAUGGCUGUGAGUUGUGCAAUACUAAAUGCUUACUAGGCAUAGAUACUCCAACAGAGAACAUAUCCUUAGGUCAUUGUGUUACUGAAAACUGGUUGUUACGAGAAGUGUAUAAAUGUAAACCCGAACUAUGCAUCUUAAUUAUGGAUAUGUGCCGAAUGUGUUUGGAUAGAGAAACAAAUUCAAACAUAUUUAGUUCACUAUGUUGUAUAGAAGAAUAUUCAAUACAUAGCAAUUUAUUAGUUAGUUAUUCAACUCAAUCAUCAAAAGCAGCAUACGAAGUAUUGCAAAUAGAAUGCUCAACAACAAUUGAUAAUGAUGUAACUUAUGAACUAAAAACGGGAGAUACGGAUAAAAUUGUGCCUGCAGCCAGUCAAUAUGUUAAUUCUUUGUGUUCAAGAUUGACUGAAAAUGUUGAUGUCUGUACAUUACUAGACAAUGUUCAUUCAGAUGUAGAAAGUUGUACAAAAAAACAAAGACCAAUUAAAGUUCAAUGUGGAGUUUCAAAGAGAUCUCUUUAUGACCCAGUCAAAGAAUCAAAUGCUGAAUUAUUGGACAAGCUUAGAAAAGCAUGUGAAGAAUUUCAUGACCAGUGUGAUAUUUUUUAAGACUGUAUGUAAUAUGUGCCUAUUCAUCAAUAAUUUUACUAAGCUAAGCAUUAGUUA
Pieris rapae (cabbage white) is the source of this 1188-nucleotide messenger RNA. RefSeq lists its product as uncharacterized. Gene Ontology annotation, molecular function: cysteine-type endopeptidase activity. The coding region runs from base 67 to 1131 and encodes 354 amino acids. Lineage: Eukaryota; Metazoa; Arthropoda; Insecta; Lepidoptera; Pieridae. The transcript is spliced from 6 exons. The record is from RefSeq and is a predicted model, not a curated record. Gene Ontology annotation, biological process: proteolysis.